Aspergillus puulaauensis is the source of this 903-nucleotide messenger RNA. It is a transcript of the gene MGT1, whose product is annotated as MGMT family protein. The coding region runs from base 1 to 903 and encodes 300 amino acids. The record is from RefSeq and is a predicted model, not a curated record. Gene Ontology annotation, molecular function: methylated-DNA-[protein]-cysteine S-methyltransferase activity. NCBI's taxonomy places the organism in Eukaryota, Fungi, Ascomycota, Eurotiomycetes, Eurotiales, Aspergillaceae. The transcript has a single exon. Gene Ontology annotation, biological process: DNA repair.
AUGGCGCCAGGUUCACUUCCACUUGCAACUGCUUCUACUGCUGCUCCACAUUCUGGCCCCCACGACAAGUCGGCCUUGGCUGACCUCGAGAACUUCUCAGAUCCUUGCUCGGGUCUGCAUCCUGGCUUGGACUUGGACUCGGUGUGGGGAGACUGUCGCGCACUACGGAGUCUCCACAGGGAAAGGCCAGAAGAUCAUGACGCCACUCCUGAUCCUGGCGAGUCCCGUGGCCGUAAGAGCAAUAAUACAACCUCGGCGUCGCAGUCGCAGUCGCAGUCGCAUCCACAGGAACAAGGAAUAGUCCACAGAACUAGGUUAAGCCCAGGUCCAGAUCCAGGAACCACAACCACCCCAACAGAAAACCAAACAAUGAACCUCAAAGAAAAAGAAAAAGAGAUCGGAACAAGUACUACUACAACAAAAGAACCCACCGCAACCACAACCACAACCGCACCCUCGGCCUCCACCAAAACCCAAAAUCAAAACCAAAAUCCAAAUGCACCUGCGCCGACGUAUCUGAAACUAACAAAGAAAAUCCACCAACACCCCACCCUGACCCCCCUCCGCAAAUCACUCUACGUACUGCUCCUCUCCGUGCCUCCAGGCCAAUGGACCACGUACGCCGCGCUGGCUCGACACCUAGGAUCUAGCGCUAGGGCCGUCGGCACCGCGAUGCGCUUGAACCCCUUUGCGCCGGACGUGCCGUGUCACCGGGUCUUGAGCGUUGAUGGCGGGCUGGGUGGGUAUAUGGGGACGAGCCCGGCAAAAGGUAAGGACAAGGGGGCAGGGUCCAAGGGGAAGGGGAAUUUGGAGAGGAAGAGAGCUAUGCUUGAGGGUGAGGGGGUGAGGUUUGAUGAGAGGGGGCGGGCGAUGGGGAGGGUUUUUGUUGAUUUUACUUCGUAA